AUGAGCCACGAUGAAAACGAACUGGGCAGUCACAAUGGCCCAAAUACAGACGGCAUAGACCCUUCCAUCAAAGUGAUCUCUGUUCAGGGUGACCUGAUCAUCGAGUACAUUGCUCCUGGUGACUCCACGUCAACAAACCGGAGAUGGCAGGUGGCAAGCGAGCUUCUCAGCUCCAAUAGUCCAUAUUUUCAUGCCCUGCUGGAUCCUACGAAAUUCUUCGAAGGAAGACAAUUCAAUGCUCAAAAGCAAGCAUGGUACGAAACCCAAGGAUCAAACUCUGCCUCACAGCAGAUGUUACCCACAGUGAGACUCCCCGGGGGCAUGUUGACUAGCAUAUGCGGGGAAGACGCUAUCGAGCUUUUCUUGCAAAUAUUAUGUGUGAACUGUCUAAACGAGGAAGACACUGCGUCGUUUGAACAUGAGUUGAAGUCCCUGUCUACAUCACUUGUUGCGAGGUUGAUUGAUCUUGCCGACUCAUUCAAUUCUCCACGUAUUGUCCAAGAUAUACUGCGACAAGUUGGAUACUCAUAUGGCAAGACGAAACCUUCACUCAUUGCCAAGCUUAGCGUUUCUUCGUUACAGAUGAAGGAAGAUCGGAUUCGGCAGAUCAUUUUGAUAUCUGCCUUCCUCAAUGACUUAAGUGUGACCAAAAUCAUGAGCCACGCUUUGUUGGUCAUUGGAUCCAGAUUCUGGAUCAAUGGACUAGAGUAUCCGGACGAAGAAACUUUACGCUGGCGUUAUCUACCAAACGGUCUAGAAGAGGAAAUCUACUAUAGACGCCAAUGCGUUUUGAACACCAUAACCGACCUCCAAGCCUAUUUCCUACGAGUCUAUGGAGGUCUCGAAGAUUCUGACGGCGCAAAAGCAGCACCCAACACGAGAACACCAGGCGCAGCAUUCACAACAUCCGCACCGCUAACCGUCCACCUGCGUCAAUUCCAAUGCCGAGGCGGAUUAAAUAACGCCAGUCAAUGCGAUCUCUUUCAAUUGGGCCAAAUGACCCGAUUCUUCUCACUGCGCGCCAAGACCAUCUUCCUAGGCUCGACCCUGAUAGACCCCGACUUCAGCGCAACCCCCAACGAAGAUGGUCAUGUCGUUGAUCAAGAGAGAAAUGGCCACUCCUCGAGUAAGCCUCCUGCAAGUCCACCGUCUGAUAUAACCGCCAUCAUCGCCUCUCUCAAACAAUACCCCGAUUACCCCAUCGAUGAAGCACAUUCUGGCUGCGGUGUCCGGCGCCGAAUCAUGGCUCCGUUGGAAUGCAUUGAGAAAUUCGUCUGGGAUGAUCGCGGUCUGCUCGGUAUUAUGUUACCAGUCUUGGAUCCUCUUGUGUCAGAUAUCUCACAUCCAGCGAGGUGGAUACCAUGGGCUGAUCUGGUGAACAAGAAGCAAACAGUCGAGAUUUCCUUCGCGAGGGUUACUGCAGUGCAUUACCCAUCAAUUCCACAGAAGAAUCAACUGAACCGCUCUACGCCGCAAGAAGAGGUGGGCCGGUUAUUGUUCACAGCAGCUAAGCGAGAUUGGACUGCGAGUUCGGGGUGA
This is a messenger RNA of Penicillium canescens, 1539 nucleotides long. RefSeq lists its product as uncharacterized. NCBI's taxonomy places the organism in Eukaryota, Fungi, Ascomycota, Eurotiomycetes, Eurotiales, Aspergillaceae. The transcript is spliced from 2 exons. The record is from RefSeq and is a predicted model, not a curated record. Bases 1 to 1539 code for a protein of 512 amino acids.